UUUUUUUAGUAACUGAUAAUUAUUCCAGUGGUAUAGGUGUUGCUGUAAACGACACAACUGGAUUAAUUGGUAGAGGGUGGUGUGUGUCAUACGUCCAUAUCCGUAUCUUAUCAGCAGCUGUUCUGCUGUUUUGCUUUUAUGGCCGUCGUUUAUCGUUUCGCCCUAUCAAGUGCCUUUGUUAGCCGUCCAAUUGACCAAGUGAUCGAUUUAAAGAAAACAUUGUACCGAAAACAGAUUAGAAAUUUUGCUUUUGUUCUGCUUGCAGUUUAUGACGCCCAAAUCAGCAUAACUGCCCAGCCGCGACCAACAUCAGAAGCUCCGCGCAUUCCAUUGCCCAUUACUACGGUCGCCGGCAGUCGCACCUUUAUACCCCUGGCCGGCUACGAUUGCCUCGCGGAUUUGCCCUCUGUGCAUAUUGAGCAGACUUUCGAGCUGAAUGAUUCACUCACGGCUGUUUCCUCGGAGAAUCGUUAUGUGGUUCGCUCGCCGCUGGGUGAUGCCAUCUUUGGCGCUUCCGAGAGCUCCACAGGCAGGAACCGCAUGAUUUGGGGCGCAGCUCGGCCAUUUCAGAUGCAUCUGCUGGACAAAACGCACCAGGAAGCGUUGGUAUUCCGCAAGAAACUGGCAGUCGGUGCAAUAUGUUGCCAGCCCAAGAAUCUGGAGAUAUGGAUACCGCCCGGCAAUGUGCUGGGACGUGUCGUGCAAUCGCCAACCUUCACACAGCCGGAGUUUUACAUUGAGGACGGCAACACGCAUCAGCCGGUCUUCUGUGUCGAAGGACCCGCCAAUUCCGGCUUCUGCUGCCACUGCCUGCCCAAAGAGUGCUACUUCAAGAUUCACUCCGGCGGCGACCUACGCGCCUCCAUAGACCACAAAUGGUUGGCCAGCAAAUCGCAGUAUACGACAAACAUUUACUUCAGCGAUGCCCGGCUGACGGCCAAGGAGCGUGCCCUGAUCCUGGGCUCCGCAUUUCUGCUGGAAUAUAUGUACUUUCAGAAGCGCUUUUAGAACUGGACGUAAAAAUUAAAGAACAACUACGAAAUUCGAUUUUCACAUUGAUGUUUUUUUUUAUUUUAUUUUUUGUGUCAUUUAUU
Drosophila novamexicana is the source of this 1094-nucleotide messenger RNA. RefSeq names its product phospholipid scramblase 3. Gene Ontology annotation, molecular function: phospholipid scramblase activity. NCBI's taxonomy places the organism in Eukaryota, Metazoa, Arthropoda, Insecta, Diptera, Drosophilidae. The record is from RefSeq and is a predicted model, not a curated record. The transcript is spliced from 5 exons. Gene Ontology annotation, biological process: plasma membrane phospholipid scrambling. Gene Ontology annotation, cellular component: plasma membrane. The coding region runs from base 139 to 1008 and encodes 289 amino acids.